This is a messenger RNA of Thalassophryne amazonica, 1557 nucleotides long. It is a transcript of the gene fkbp16, whose product is annotated as FKBP prolyl isomerase 16. The coding region runs from base 169 to 1557 and encodes 462 amino acids. Gene Ontology annotation, molecular function: peptidyl-prolyl cis-trans isomerase activity; protein binding. The transcript is spliced from 8 exons. Lineage: Eukaryota; Metazoa; Chordata; Actinopteri; Batrachoidiformes; Batrachoididae. The record is from RefSeq and is a predicted model, not a curated record.
AGGGAAGCCUUGUAAAAUGGACAUAAUGGAACACAACAUGGACACUGUAUAUUUGUAAUGAGCCCAUCAUUUUAAGCAUGGAUGCUGAUAGUUUUUGUUGCUAAAGUGAGUUGGUAGCAGAAAUUGGGUCACUACAGGGAGAAUCAGCUCUCUCGGAAACUAUCACAGAUGGUGUCCAUUGCUCUGUGUAGCGAAAUGGAGACGCAAACAUGUUGUGAAGACUCUGCAGUGGGGCCUGGAGAAGUACAAUGCGACAUUUCUGAGCUUGUCGAUGAAGAAAGAUCUACCCAACAUCUCCGCGGCACUGCAGAGGAAGAUGAGGAGCAGCAUGGCAAAGAGCAAGGAGAACCAAAAAGCUAUGGAGAAGUUAAAAAUACUGAGGUCAUGAGAGAAAGUAGAGAGACACAAGGCAAAUUUCAAAGGACGCUGAAAAAAACAAACAGUUGGAAGAUGGUCCGAUUCCAAGACCCAUCUUCGACAGCUGAUGCAGUGUUGAGGAGGGACAGUUCAGUGGAGAGUCUCUUUCCAGAAUAUUAUCAAGAGGAGUGGGCAUCCUCCAGAUUUCAGGACUUAUUUAAUGCAGACGACUGGGAGAACCUCACAGAAGAUAAGCUGUUGCGGAAGAAGGUACUGGAACCCGGGGCCUCAGAUGUCCUGUGCCCAACCUGGGGCCAGGAGGUCACGGUCAAAAUGCAGUGUGUGAUGGAGGACCGCACCGUGGUGGAGAAGGACUGCAAGCUUGUAUUUGUUAUUGGAGAGGGAGAUGUCAAUCAGGCCCUGGAGGAGUGUGUCAUAUUCAUGCAGAAAGGAGAGAUCACAUUACUGCUGGCUGAUUCACAGUAUGCUUACGGACGUCUGGGAAGGGAGCCUGAUAUUCCAGCUUGGGCACCUUUGCUCUACCAACUCCAGCUGCUGGACAUCAGAGAGAAACCAGACCCCUUAACUCUCUCUGUAGCAGACCGUAUCCGCCUCGGCAACCAGAAACGAGAACGAGGCAACUUCCAUUUCCAAAGGGAGGACUACAGCAUGGCUUCAAGAGCUUAUUGUAUGGCUCUGGAUGUGCUGACCACAUGCUGCAGAGAUGGCAGUGACAGCGGGGUGGAGGCGGAGGAGGUGCAGGAGGACCGCAUCAAGUGUCUGAACAACUUGGCCGCCACUCAGUUCAAACUGGGCCACGAUGACGAGGCUCUGCACACCAGCCGUGACGUUCUGACCCUUGAGCCAAACAAUGUCAAGGCCCUUUUCAGGACGGGGAAGCUCUUGUCAGACAAGGGUGAAUACAAAGAGGCCAUGGAGGUACUAAAAAAGGCCUUGAAACUGGAGCCUGCCACUAAGGCAAUCCAUGUUGAAUUAUCUAAACUAGUGAGAAGACAGUCGGGAGGAGCAGCUAGUCAGGAGUGGAAGGCCAAACCGGCACACAUACUCGGAGAGAAUAUCACACCUUUUCUAAUUCCUUCAAAGAAAAAGCCCUCUAUUUCCUGGAAGUUUAUACUUGGAGCUCUGGUGGUGGCUUUGGGCAGCUUAGUGAUGUCGCUCGUUCUGACGGCGAGAAACUGA